AUGCAUCAGACGGACAUGAAGAAGGCCAGCUAUGAUGGACCUCAGGAGAAAUACAACACGUACGUGACUCUAAAAGUGCAGAAUGUUAAGAGUACGACCAUCGCCGUACGGGGCAGCCAGCCCAGCUGGGAGCAAGACUUCAUGUUUGAGAUAAAUCGGUUGGAUCUGGGUCUUACCGUGGAGGUGUGGAAUAAAGGACUGAUCUGGGACACAAUGGUCGGCACCGUUUGGAUUCCACUGCAGAAUAUUCGCCAAUCGAACGAGGAUGGACCCGGUGAAUGGCUGACUCUUGAUUCUCAGGUCAUUAUGGCGGAUAAUGAAAUCUGUGGAACCAAAGAUCCAACAUUCCACCGCGUUCUUCUGGACACUCGCUUUGAAUUGCCGCUGGAUAUCCCAGAAGAAGAGGCUCGAUACUGGGCGAAAAAACUGGAGCAGCUCAAUGCUAUGCGAGACCAGGAUUAUUCUUAUCAGGCGGUUCAGGAGAAACCAUUAUCUGUACCAGGAACACAGUGCUGUAACUGGAGUUUGUGGGGUGACCAGCAGAACAAUGAUCCAGACAGUGCGAUGGAUGACAGAGACAGUGAUUACCGCAGCGAGACCAGUAACAGCAUCCCACCCCCUUAUUACACCACAUCUCAGCCUAAUGCCUCAGUCCACCAGUAUCCCAUGAGCCACCACCACCGCAACCCCCACGCCCCCUACUCACACUCCAUCAACAGCUGCGACCUCAACUAUGACAGCCAGAGAGGAAUCAGUCCGACCGGGAGCUAUGCGUCCUCAGCCGAGCUCAGUCGCUGUAGUUCUCAACUAAGUGAAGAAUACGGUGAACAAGAACUUUACGACGAGAAUGAUUCCUACCACUCCUGCCACUCUUCCGUGUCCUACAGCAAGGGCUCACCUGACUGGGAUGAGACACAGGGUGCAUACAGUGACGAGUGUGCCUACAGUAAAGACGGAGGCGAGGAAGGUGCUCUAUAUGAGGAAGAGGGUGGUGACCUGUAUCCAGAAGAGAUGGACAUGUACGAGGGAGAGGAAGACUUCAAUUGCAAGGAUGAAGAUCUGUAUCCACUGGAUGGAGCUCUCAGUGAAGACAAAGGGCCUCCGUUCACACCCACUCCAUCCAGUGCCACCCCAAUGCUGGACGUUCCAACAUCAACAAGACCUCCUUUGGAGAAACAGUCCUCACUACAUCAACAACAGCAACCCCAUCCUCAGAUGUCACAGUCUCAGAAUGCCAGCCAACCUCCAGUGCAACCAUCCAAUCAAACGCAAGCCCAGCCUCCAGCCAAGCCUCUAAACCAGCAAUCCCACCUGCCCAGACAACAACCACCACCACAACAGCAGUCAUCAGGCCCCAUCCCUUCCGUUCAGUCCUUCUUUGCCAUGGCUAAGCCGCUGACUGCCGUGUUCGGAUUGGGUGGAUCUACACCUACACCACCUCCUGCUCCAACAUCUCAACCCCAAUCCCAACUGCAACCUCAACCCCUAACAACACAGUUCCAGACCCCAACUCCACAACCUCCUGCCCCUGCAACCCAACAGAUGCCCCCUACCACAACCAAUGCCCUUGAGCUGCCCAACCUUGCCACCACAGCCAAUUCCAAAGCUCCUGCAUCAGAACCUAAACCCCCAACCCCCACAGAGGAGGAACUUCCCACAGAGGAGCCACCCAUGGAACACGAAUUUCCACUGAAAGAAGACGACUUCCCAAUGGAAGAGACUCUGAUAGAGGAAAUGAAGAUGGAGAGCCCCCCAUGCUCUCCACCUCUGGAAGAGCCAAAGGAGCCAGUGGACCCUGCAGUCAGAGCCAAAGAGAACUGGUUAAGACUCUUUGAAAAAGUCCGGCAACAGCUGCAGGAGGAGCGAGGAGAGACAGACUCUCAGUCUCUGUGGUUUGGUAAAGGAGGGAUGGGAGGAGCGUUGUACAGCAUUGACAGCAUGCCUGAUCUACGCAAGAGAAAGACCAUUCCACUGGUCAGAGAUCUGGCUAUGUCUUUGGUACAGAACUCUCGUAAGGCCGGCAUCACAUCUGCUAUGGCCUCUAGUACACUCAACAAUGAGGAACUGAAGAGUCACGUGUAUAAGAAGACUCUUCAGGCUCUGAUCUACCCUAUCUCCUGCACCACACCCCACAACUUUGAAGUGUGGACAGCCACCACACCCACCUACUGCUACGAGUGUGAGGGGCUGCUGUGGGGCAUCGCUCGGCAGGGCAUGCGCUGUUCAGAGUGCGGGGUCAAAUGUCACGAUAAGUGUCAGGAUCUGCUCAACGCAGACUGUCUGCAGAGAGCAGCUGAGAAGAGCUCUAAACACGGCGCGGAGGAUCGCACGCAGAACAUCAUCAUGGUUCUGAAGGACCGCAUGAAGAUCCGUGAACGCAACAAACCGGAGAUCUUCGAACUGAUCCAGGAAGUGUUUGAUGUUGCCAAGGCGAUGCACGGAACUCAGAUGAAACAAAUCAAACAGAGCGUUCUGGAUGGAACGUCGAAAUGGUCAGCGAAAAUCAGCAUCACUGUGGUUUGUGCUCAGGGUUUGCAGGCAAAGGAUAAGACGGGUUCUAGUGAUCCUUACGUCACAGUACAGGUGGGCAAAACCAAGAAAAGAACCAAGACCAUAUACGGAAACCUCAACCCCAUCUGGGACGAGAGCUUCCACUUUGAAUGUCAUAACUCUUCAGACCGGAUAAAGGUGCGUGUUUGGGAUGAAGAUGAUGACAUCAAGUCUCGUGUGAAGCAGCGGUUCAAACGCGAGUCCGAUGACUUCCUAGGACAGACCAUCAUUGAAGUGAGAACACUCAGUGGGGAAAUGGACGUCUGGUAUAAUCUCGACAAGCGCACAGAUAAGUCUGCUGUAUCCGGAGCGAUCCGUAUGCACAUCAGCAUUGAGAUCAAAGGAGAGGAAACUGUAGCUCCAUACCAUGUCCAGUACACCUGCCUGCAUGAGCACAUUUUUCACCACACUACUGAGAAGCAGAACAGCGGUGUGGUGAAGAUCCCUGAUGCCAAAGGCGAUGACGCAUGGAAAGUCUACUUUGAGGAGACACCACAGGAGAUUGUGGACGAGUUCGCCAUGAGAUAUGGAGUGGAAUCGAUCUACCAGGCCAUGACGCAUUUUGCAUGUCUGUCAUCAAAGUACAUGUGUCCCGGUGUACCUGCGGUCAUGAGCACACUACUGGCAAACAUCAACGCUUAUUAUGCCCACACGACACAGUCGUCCAACAACGUGUCUGCAUCUGACCGCUUUGCUGCCUCUAACUUUGGGAAAGAGAGGUUUGUGAAACUGUUGGACCAACUGCACAACUCCUUGAGGAUAGAUCUCUCUAUGUACAGGAAUAAUUUUCCGGCCAGUAGUCCUGAGAGGUUGCAGGAUCUGAAGUCCACUGUAGAUCUUCUGACUAGCAUCACAUUCUUCAGGAUGAAGGUCCAAGAACUGCAGAGCCCUCCCAGAGCAAGUCAAGUUGUUAAAGACUGUGUGAAAGCAUGUCUAAACUCCACAUACGAGUACAUCUUUAAUAACUGCCAUGAGCUGUACAGCCGGGAAUAUCAAAAUGACCCUUCCAAGAUGGUUCCUCCAGAAGAACAGGGUCCCAGUAUUAAGAACCUGGACUUCUGGUCCAAACUCAUCACACUCAUUGUGUCCAUUAUAGAAGAGGAUAAGAACUCCUACACACCCUGUUUAAACCAGUUUCCUCAGGAGUUGAAUGUGGGAAAGAUCAGUGCAGAGGUGAUGUGGAACAUGUUUGCUCAGGAUAUGAAGUAUGCUAUGGAAGAACACGAGAAGAACAGACUCUGCAAGAGUGCCGAUUACAUGAAUCUUCACUUCAAAGUGAAAUGGCUUUACAAUGAGUACUGCAAAGAGCUGCUGUACUUCCAGGACCGAGUGCCCGAGUACCCAGCCUGGUUCGAGCCGUUUGUGAUUCUGUGGUUGGACGAGAAUGAGGAGGUGUCCAGAGACUUCCUGCAUGGUGCUCUGGUCAGAGACACAAAGGACGGGUUUCAGCAGACAUCUGAACAUGCGCUCUUCUCCUGUUCGGUGGUGGACGUGUUCUCUCAGCUUAAUCAGAGCUUUGAAAUCAUCAGGAAGCUGGAGUGUCCUGAUCCUCAGAUCAUCGGGAACUACAUGAAGAGGUUUGCGAAGACUAUUGGGAAUGUUCUUCUGUCAUAUGCUGACAUCAUUGCCAAGGAUUUCCCCAAUCACUGUAAUAAGGAGAAAGUGCCUUGCAUCAUUAUUAAUAAUAUCCAGCAGUUGAGAGUUCAGUUGGAGAAGAUGUUUGAGGCCAUGGGAGGAAAAAAUUUAAACGUGGAGGCCAGUGACUUCCUGAAGGAUCUGCAGGUCAAACUGAACAAUGUGAUGGAUGAUCUCAGCAGAAUAUUUGCAGUGAGUUUCCAGCCGCACAUCGAGGAGAGCGUGAGGCAGAUGGGUGAUAUUCUCAGUCAGGUGAAAGGAGCUAACGUACCUGAUAAUGGUAACGGAAACUUAGCGCAGGAUGCCGACAACGUUCUACAGCCCAUCAUGGACUUCCUGGACAGCAAUCUGACUCUGUUUGCUAAGAUCUGUGAGAAGACUGUCCUCAAGAGAGUGUUGAAGGAACUGUGGAAACUGGUCAUGAAUACAAUGGAGAAAACCAUUGUCCUUCCAACACUGACCGACCAAACGGGCACACAGCUUAUCUUUAAUGCUGCUAAAGAGUUGGGUCAGCUCUCCAAACUGAAGGAGCACAUGGUGCGAGAAGAGGCCAAAGCAUUGACCCCUAAACAGUGUGCAGUCAUUGAACUCGCACUAGACACUAUAAAGCAAUACUUCCAUGCGGGCGGUGUGGGUUUGAAAAAGACGUUUUUGGAGAAGAGUCCAGAUCUUCAGUCUUUGAGAUAUGCACUGUCACUGUACACACAAGCUACUGAUAAACUCAUCAGGAAAUUUGUCCUGUCGCAGCACGCUCAGGUUCAUGGAGGUAAAGGCGUGCGGUACACUCACAGUGAAGACGUUUACCCAGAGAAGGCCUCAGGCGUGGAUGAUGCAGUUGGUGAGGUUUCAAUGACUGUGGAGAUCUUCAGCGACCCAAACAAUGGAGGACACAAAAUCACAGUUAAAGUGGUGGCAGCUAAUGAUCUGCGCUGGCAGACACAGGGUAUAUUCCGCCCAUUUGUGGAGGUUUACAUCAUCGGCCCUCACCUGAGUGACAAGAAGAGGAAGUUUGCCACCAAAUCGAAAAACAACAGCUGGUCUCCGAAAUUCGGCGAAUCCUUCCAGUUUGUGCUCGGUAGUGAGCUGGGUCCUGAGGGUUACGAGCUGCAGGUUUGUGUGAAGGAUUACUGUUUCGCUCGCGAGGAUCGCACCGUCGGCAUGGCCGUUCUGCAGCUGAAGGACUUGGCAUCCCGGAGCAGCGCGGCGUGCUGGCUCCCGCUCGGCAAACGCAUCCACAUGGACGAGACGGGUCUCACCGUGCUGCGAAUCCUCUCCCAGCGCAACAACGACGAGGUCGCUAAAGAGUUCGUCAAACUCAAGUCUGACCAGCGCUCGGCGGAGGAAGGCAGAGGAAGCUAAAGCCGCGAGACUUGACGCACAGCACCCGGCCAGAUGCACCGUUCAGGGUGUAAUGUGAUUUCCUUACAGCCUAAAGGGGGCGCUAGAGACACACACACACAGAGCCGAUAAAAAAGCAAUCAAGUGAUUUAUGCAGCGCGCCAUUUAAGAACUGUCAAACAGCACACAGCUGCAAACAACACAGUCACAUAAACAUAUUGCAAUUAAUAUAAGACGACAUGCACACACAUACGCAAACAUCUGCACAUGAACUAAAGCAAUCUGAUUCAAGCAAAUAAUGAUGUCAGCAUACCAAUAGAGAAAUAAUUAAAUAUGACACUCUCACAUACAUUUAGUCAACAUGAAAUGAAUUUACCCCGUUUACUUACUUCAUACAAUUUAUCAAUGCACAUUAUUUAAAAGGAAGUGUUAGUCUUCAUCAUCUUUCAUCAAAAUGCAUUAACUUAACCUCCUCUGAAACAUUUUUCCUUUUUAGCCGACGUCACCAAAGCUGCUCGGUACUAAUAUAGCAUUGUUUAGGCUACUGUUGUAGGUAAUGAAGCCUUUCUAAAAUCUUCCCAAUGGUUAAGAGUAAUGCCAGUUAACACUGGUACAUUUGUACAUUUGCAAUACAUUUGUAAAAGAUAUCAUUCUGGUGUGACACGCCCACUUUUCACCAUCCAAUCAAUUUUUGAUGCAUAAAAAUCAAGUCCCGCCCUACAGUUAUUUCUCAAAUAUUCUGUUCUCUCAGAAAUGCAUCACAUUGCAAAAGUAAAAUGGUUUGCGAAAGCCAUUUCAUGUUGACUUUAAUAUUCUCUCUCUCACACACACACACACACACUUUAUUUUGCACUCUAUGGGCCACUUUUAAGAUUCACAGAGAGCCCAAAGCUGAAAGCACAAAGCUGUUUUAGUGUGACACCAUUUAUAUGGUCUCUGAUUGGUGCAUAACACAUUCCCCAACCAAUCACAGAUCAUGUUACUGGUUGCAAAGUAUGCUAAAAGGACAAAUGCUGUGACAUCAUGCCAGAAUUUGCGAAAUUACAAGAUUCUACUCGAGUUAUUCACUUUCUUAGACUCAGAAGUGUGUUGUUUCUAUUGCAACACUUAAAACUCUCAAAUAAAUCAAAGUGCGGUUUUGUUGUUGAUACUUUAUGGCUACAUUCACCUCUGUAUAUUCUUCUGCAAGUGGUAGCUACCUAACUACCAUUAAAUGAAGGCGCCGCUGCUAUUUUUGCUGUUUUGAAGGCCCGUCCGCACUGAUACGUGUUUAUUUUAAAACACAUUUAUUCUGAUGUGUUUAUGCAUCUCAUCCACACUAGAACACCAUUUUCCUCCAUUGAAACUCAUAACAUUCAGUGUUUCGAACUUGCCGUUACGCGCAAUCUUUCGAAAAUCGGUAAACUUCUCGGAUAGGGUUUUGAGUGUGCUCACAGUAACUGUAACACUGUCAACGUGCCAAAAACUUCUCAGAGAAUUUACAUCCCUAUAUUGCUGCUAAAGCACGACGCUAAAUUUAUUAAAAGCUAAAAAAAAUAAAUAAAUAUAUUCGCUAGUCGACUUCACUAAUAAACUUUCCAUCCACAAUGGCCACGUCAAUUUCGUUUGAAACCUCACUUUAAGUUUCCUAACGUCAUCGUUUUCCAAAGUAUGCGGUCAUGGAGAGCGUUAUCGUUUCGGUGGAGUUAGCAUUCCGUUCCAGUGUGGAUGAGUGGCGUAAACAUGGCGAAAUAAAUGCGCUUUCAAACGAAAACAUAUUAGUGUGGACGUGGCCAGAAACUCAUAACUGUGGAAAUUCCGAUAUGACGUGAACGCAGAAAAACACCUUCAGUUAUGAUGUUAAAUUGAUGACACAGUUACUGUUAUACGGUUAGCUGCGUUACUGCAAUGCUCCCCAUGAUGGUGUUUUUCACAUCGCUAACAGUUUGUGUCUGCAACCGUAAAAGACACUGCAGACUCGCCUUCACAAACACACACCGACAAUGCAUUGCGGCCUUGAGGUAGUUUGGUUAACCAAUACCCCCUUCCAAAUCUCUCUCACACCCAUGUUGUAUAGAAUAUUAAACUGUAAACACACUCUGGGGCUUGAUUCAUUUGCGCUCUUUGAAGACAUUGCACAUUGCCUUUCUGCAUGUCAUUUUGACUUUAAACGUUGCUUUCAUCCACGGGCCGCUCGUGUCACCUUCUGCAUGGUGAAGACAAGCCUUACGAACACUGUGAUGAAAUUUCAUGUGCCACUUCAGGUAAUAUGCAGAACUCUCGCUGUGCAUUAAAGUAUUAUAUUUGUUUGUUUGCUUAACUGCACGGUGAAUCUUCUCUGCUGGACGUCCAAAAAUCGUACAAAAAUACUACUGGUGAAUUUAGUUGGGAAUGAGGGCUUUAGAUUUAUGUCAGCAUUUAAUGGUGUCAGAAUAUGUUGAAUUGUCUGAUGUUAAAAUAAGCGUACCUGUUAUGAAGUUGCAUGUAAAAUCUGAAAUGGUUUAACAUUCAAAAAAUGCACUCUCACUCAGUGCUAACAGUAUCCAAACAAAGGCUGGAAACAUACUAUACGCAAGUACACAAGCGUGAUGCAUGGCCAACGCAACGUAAGCACGCUGUCCUUCUGUAAACACGUAACGCGUAUAGCGCUUUUCACAACACACAUUAUCUCAAAGCAGCCCUACAUGUCUUAAAUAACAUAAGUAAUGUGCAUUCUUUUGUUACUGUGGCUUUAACAAACUCAGUGUUCAAGGUGGCAAUAGAGUUUCCUUUGAAUGUCUGUGCCAUUAUACAAGAUGUGUUAUUGUUAUUCAGGUAGCUCGCUAUUAACAUGUUGACAGCUUAACUAACUUUAACCCUUGUGUUGUGUUCAUUUAACACAUUUUGUGUUCCCGGUCAAAAAUGACCGGCCCGCUAAGAUUGUUUAUAAAUCUCUCAUAUUGCAUAUAUUAUCACAAGAUAUUGCAUUAGAUCUUUUUGAGUAAUUAUGACAGGUUUUAUACUCCUUUUUUAAACAUAUUUUAAAAUAUAUAUAUUUUUUAUUGAUAGAAUGAUCCGUUGACCUGAGCUCAUACCGGGCCAGUGGGAGGGCACUCCCUGCAGAAAGCAAAAAAUAAUAACAAUAAUAAUAAUAAUUCUGUCCCAAAUUAAUAACCACCCACUUGAUCUGAACAAAAUUAAAUUAAAAGCCUUGAAUCUGGACUUUACAAUGCAUAUAGCUGAUCCUAGCAAUUCUUUAAUAAUGCUUUUUAAUUUCUCAUCAUUUGCAAAUUUAUCACAACAAUUAUAUUCAGAUUUGGUAAAACCAUCAAAAAAGAUGAGAUGUCCAUGUGUUGUAUAUCGUUAGAAAGGACUCAAUUAGUAGAAUGCAAUGAGCAAAUUUGUUUCACUCAGAGAUCAAACUGCAGUGAGUAUUAGUGUAUGAAAUUCCCACUGACACACAUAAAUAUAAUAAACAGGAGUGUCUUUUUGUCACUUUUCCUUAUUACUUCCUGAAACAUACAUGUAAUAUAGACAAUGACAUAUAACUUACAGCAGACGAUCCCGAUUCAAACGAGCCCAAACACAACAUAAAAAUGAUAAGUGAUCUUGAAAUAUUCCUCAAAGAGUGUACAUGGAAAGACGAUGCACAAGUGGGCUCUCAACACACGAUGUGUGUGUGUGUAUUUGUAUAUAUGUCUGUGUGUGUGUGUGUGAACAUGUCUGAGGAAUUUGUGUGGGCAAAAACACAUCCAGAUAUGUGUUCAUCUAAAGGAUUGUGAUGCUCCUGAACACUUAUUUUGUAUUUACACUGUAUUUUGUAGUCUAAUCCAUUCAUUUCCAAUAGCCGGUCAUUUUUGACCGGGAACACAACAAGUGUAAAACAAAAACAAAAGUAAAGAAAAUUUUUCACUUUUUUUUUUGUGUGUGUUUUCAGAUACCAUAUGUGAACAAAAUCAAGGAAUUAUAUUACCAUUCGAUUAAGUAAAAAUAACAAAUAAAAAAAAAUCGUUAAAAAAAUGGUUAACUAACAUACUCCGCAAGAUUCUCAUCAAAUUGUUGCUCCGAGUCCACUAUGAACUAAACCGCUGAAAUGCGUUCUUGUGUUGCAUUAUGAAUUGCAAUUUGACACAUUUCAAAAUGCAAUGACGCAUGAAAUCAAGCUUGCAUUGCUAGAAGCAUUUGUGUUCAUCAGUGUUAGUCACGUCAACGAAAAAGAUGCAUUAAUACAAAAAAAAAAAAAAAAUCGAAUGAUUUUAAUUUCAAAAUACUGUUGACAAAAAUAGACUUUUCUUUUCUUCAGCUAUAGAGAAUGAACAGGUGAACUUGAACUGUUACGCACUAGUCAGAAUGCGCAACUGCCGUUGUGAAUAUGCUGUUUCUGUAAAACACAUUGUAACGCAAUAUACUAAACUGUCUAAAACACAGAACAGUCUGUAAAGUGUGAACAAAUUACAACACAGUAAAAAAAAAAAAGCAACUAAUACUGUACUUCAAUAUACUAUAUUCAUUAUAAACUCAGGUUCUCAUGUUGAUAAAUCAUUUGCUUGAUACAUGUUUACACUGAAUAUUUUUCAAAAUGUAUACAUAUUUGGUUAAAGUUUGGCACGUUUCGUCAUUUUGCACAUUACUGUAAACUCAACUGUUAUUUUCGUAGACUAAAAAUAUAAGACAUUUAAGUCCAAGUAAAAUUGACUAAAAUCAUGCAAAAGGACAAUUUCAGCAGUUACAAUGACAAAUAAAAAACUGUUUAAAAAAAUAACACUGGCGUUUACGUGCUUGCGUACAGUACUGGCAUUUGUUUCUGGCCUAACUGAAGAAACUAAUAAUCCUCGUCUCGAUUGAGCUUUUAAAUUAAGAUAUUAAUGACUCUUCUGUGUUCAUUAUAAUCUGCUGCUGUCAGAGGACUGUGUUGUGACUCUGUGUAUUAUUUUAAUUGUCUUUAAUACCAUCUGUUAUGUUUAUUUAGUGGAAGAUGCCUCAAAGAGACAAAAUGCCAAAAAGCACCUUCUAACAUUCAGGACUACUAUUAUAUCCACAUUGUGAGGGCAGUAAAGAUUUGUCUUUCACUCGCAUCUCUUGCUGUGUAGUUUACUUGUGUGUAUUUCUGUGAAUCUUUUGCCAUCUUACAUAAUUCUGUCUCGAUUCGAGAGCGAUACAGUGGAUUUAAAUGGGGCGACAGCUCACAGAGACAUUAAAGGGAUAGUUAUCUCAAAAAUGAAAAUUCUGUCAUCAUUCACUCACCCUCGUGUCAACAGUAACCCGUAUGACUUUCUUCUGUGGAACACAAAAGGAGAUGACAGAAUUUUUGUGGGCACUAUCCCUUUAAAUAACUGAAUGCAUUAAAAAUAGGUAAUAAAUGUGCAACCUAUAUUUUAGAUUCUAAUCGACAGCAAGUCUCUCAUGAGUCUCAUGAUGUGUUUUUAGAAAGACAGUGAGGAUAGCCUUUCAAAAUGGCUAUUUUAGAACGAAACAACAGUGCAAUUUAAUUAAAUAGAAUUUGAAGAAGCUAGCUGUCUGUCCACUUUAAAGAGAUUUAAAAUGUUUACAGUGCAGAUUAUUUGUAGUACUUGCAUUUUCUUGUUAUUGCUGUACAUAAUGCUGUUUGAGUGCACAUGAAUUCAGUAGCCUUUGAUAGUUCAUUUUGUCGUUUACUCACCCUCAUGUUGUUCCAGACCUCUGUGCUGUUAUUUAUUUUGUCAGUGAAGCACAAAAAGGAGGAUCUUCAUGUAGUUUUUCUCCAUACAGUGACAUAAUAACCAAGCCUGCCGAGCUCCAAAAAGCACCAAAAGACGCUGACUACCACCCCUGGAGUCGGGAAUCCAGGUCAGGUCGGGUGUGCUGAGUGACUCCAGCCAGGUCUCCUAAGCAACCAAAUUGGCCCGGUUGCUAUGGAGGGUAGAGUCACAUGGGGUAACCUCCGCGUGGUCGCUAUAAUGUGUUUCUCGCUCUCAGUGGGGCGCGUGGAUGCCAUGGAGAAUAGCGUGAAGCCUCCACAUGCGCUAUGUCUUCGCGGUAACGCGCUCAACAAGGCACGUGAUAAGAUGCAUGGAUUGACGGUCUCAGACGCGGAGGCAACUGAGAUUCGUCCUCCACCACCCGGAUUGAGGCGAGUCACUAUGCCACCACGAGGACUUAGAGCGCAUUGGGAAUUGGGCGUUCCAGAUUGCGGAGAAAACCUUAAAAAUAAAUACAUUUUUUGUUGUAAUCAACAUUAUGCCACAAAUGCUGUCGAGUGAGCUUAACUUGUAUUGAACCCGGAAUACUCUUUUAAGAGUUUGGGUAAGCGGUUAGACUUAGGAAAAAUCAUGACAAUGUAAUUCGCCGGUUUGUUUAUUUUUCUGUAUAGGAGUACAUGACGUAGGUUUUUGUACGAGAUCGGUUUGGAAAAAUAACAGCAAUGGUUUGGAACGACUUAACGGGGAGUAAUCAAAAUACAGAAUUUUAAUUUAAUUUUGAGUGAACUAAUCUAAAGGGCAGCAUUUUGGCUCUAAUGUUAGUCCUGGAAAACAAUUGACUAAAUAUAUAUAUAUAUACGCAUAGCUCUGGAAAAAAUUAAGAGACUACUGCAAAAUGAUCAGUUUCUCUGGAUUUACUAUUUAUAAGUGUGUGUUUGAGUAAAAUGAACAUUUUUGUUUUACUCUAUAAAGUACUGACAACUUACAACUGACAACAGCACCCCCAGAUCAUCACCAAAUUUCACAGUGGGUGCGAGACACUGUGGCUUUGAAGGCCUCUCCAGGUCUCCGUCUUACCAUUAGAUGACCAGGUGGAGGAUCAGUGAUGAUCAGGGGGUGCUUUAGCAAGGCUGGAAUCGGGCAGAUUCAUCUUUGAGAAGGACGCAUUAAUCAAGCCACAUACAAGGUUAUCCUGGAAGAAAACUUGCUUCCUUCUGCUCUGACAAUGUUCCCCAACUCUGAGGAUUGGGUUUUCCAGCAGGACAAUGCUCCAUGCCACACAGACAGGUCAAUAAAGGUGUGGAUGGAGGAGCACCGGAUCAAGACCCUGUCAUGGCCAGCCCAAUCUCCAGACCUGAAUCCCAUUGAAAACCUCUGGAAUGUGAUCAAGAGGAAGAUUGAUGGCCACAAGACAUCAAACAAAGUCGAGAUGCUUAAAUAUAUGCAGCAGGAGUGGCAUAAAGUCACCCAACAGCAAUAUGAAAGACUGGUAGAGGGCAUGCCAAGACGCGAAAAGCUGAGAUUGAAAAUCAGGGUUAAUCCACCAAAUAUUGAUUUCUGAACUCUAAGUUAAAACAUUAGUAUUGUGUUGACUAAAAAUGAAUAUGAACUUGUUUUCUUUGCAUUAUUCGAGCUCUGAAAAAACUGUCUUUUAUGUUAUUUUGACCAGUUGUCAUUUUCUGCAAAUAAAUGCUCUAAAUGACAACAUUUUUAUUUGGAAUUUGGGAGGA
Molecule: messenger RNA, 12889 nt
Organism: Myxocyprinus asiaticus (Chinese sucker)
Lineage: Eukaryota; Metazoa; Chordata; Actinopteri; Cypriniformes; Catostomidae
Product: protein unc-13 homolog A-like
Exons: 42
Coding region: 1-5544 (1847 amino acids)
Biological process (GO): synaptic vesicle maturation; dense core granule priming; synaptic transmission, glutamatergic
Cellular component (GO): presynaptic active zone cytoplasmic component; terminal bouton; plasma membrane
Molecular function (GO): diacylglycerol binding; syntaxin-1 binding; calmodulin binding
Source: RefSeq, a predicted model, not a curated record